AUGCAGACAUGGCGACGAACAUUCGUCACGUCUCUUGCCAGACUGAACCAUAAGCCUCCAGCAGCGCCAAGCUCGACGCUUCUCCGAUGCGCGCAAGUCCUUCAAAGCAACCGGCAAGAGCCCUGCAGUCUUGAAGACCAGGAAAUCAAACUGCAGGGCUUCGUUCGCUCUGUCCGCAAGCAGAAGCGCUUCGCUUUUGCGGAGAUUACCGAUGGCUCGUCCGCUCAGGCCGUACAGGCGUUUCUGAAGCCUGAACAGGCAGCCGAACUAUCAACCGGAACAGCGAUUGAGAUAUCAGGUGUAUGGAAGGCCUGUCCGCCUGGCAAGGAGCAGAGCCAUGAGCUGCAGGUGACAGCUGUGAACAUCAUGGGCAAAGCAAACCCAGAGACAUAUCCUAUCCAGAAAAAAUACCACAGCCCUGAAUUCCUCCGCCAUAUUCCUCACCUCCGCUUCCGAACCGAUAUGAACGCUCUCCUCGCUCGCUUCCGAUCAGAAGUCCUAUACCAGCUUGGAAAUGUCUUCCGCGGCGCUCCAAACGGCGGCUUCAUUCAGGUCCAGCCGCCAGUAAUAACGUCUUCGGAUUGUGAAGGCGCGGGUGAGACCUUCGCCGUCAUUCCGCGCGUGACUCUGGCCAAGGGUCUCCCGGAAAAUGAAUAUGACCACUUCUUUCGAGCGCCCAAGUAUCUCAGCGUGUCGUCGCAACUUCAUCUAGAAGCCUACGCCGCAGAACUGGGAAAUGUCUGGACGCUAUCGCCCAUGUUCCGGGCCGAAAAGAGCGAGACCCCGCGUCAUCUCAGCGAGUUCUACAUGCUCGAAGCGGAAGUGAACUUCCUCUCCGAUCUCGACGCACUCACCGACACAGUCGAGUACCUCCUCCGCGACCUAACCCGCCGACUGUACGACACGCCCGCAGGACAAGAGAUCCUCUCAUUCAAGCGCGAGAAGAGCCCAGGAGCCCCGGAGUCGGAGCAACCGGUUAACCUCCGCCAGCGCUGGACCGAUCUCAUGGAAGGUCCCAAAUGGCGCCGUAUAACCUACACAGACGCCAUCGCGGCCCUACAGGAUGCUGUCUCUCAAGGGAAAGUAACCUUUGAGUUUCAACCCAACUGGGACGGCGGUCUACAGCUAGAACACGAGCAGUACAUUGUUGAGUCCCUCAACAACGGCCAGCCCGUCUUCGUCACAGACUACCCGAAAGCCAUCAAGCCAUUCUACAUGUCGCCGUCGCAUACAACAACCCCGAAUGGAGAAACAGUCGCCUGCUUCGACCUCCUCCUCCCCGAAGUCAGCGAAGUCGCCGGCGGCUCGCUAAGGGAGCACCGUCUCCCGGAACUCAUCCAGAACAUGCGCGAGCACGGGCUCAUCAAGACCACGUCGGAAGGGGGAGCAGUGUACCCGGGCCUGCAGCCUAAUGAAGACCUGGGCCAUUUGCAGUGGUACGCGGACUUGCGGAGGUGGGGGUCUGCGCCGCAUGGUGGGUUUGGACUCGGUUUCGACCGGUUCCUGGCAUAUUUGACUGGUGUGCAGAGUAUUCGAGAUACGGUUGCGUUCCCGAGGUAUUUUGGGCGGGCGGAUUGUUAG
Messenger RNA from Aspergillus mulundensis, 1581 nucleotides. RefSeq names its product asparagine--tRNA ligase SLM5. Gene Ontology annotation, cellular component: mitochondrion. Lineage: Eukaryota; Fungi; Ascomycota; Eurotiomycetes; Eurotiales; Aspergillaceae. The record is from RefSeq and is a predicted model, not a curated record. Gene Ontology annotation, molecular function: asparagine-tRNA ligase activity; nucleic acid binding; ATP binding. The transcript has 3 exons. Gene Ontology annotation, biological process: asparaginyl-tRNA aminoacylation. The coding region runs from base 1 to 1581 and encodes 526 amino acids.